Diversispora eburnea is the source of this 1311-nucleotide messenger RNA. NCBI's taxonomy places the organism in Eukaryota, Fungi, Glomeromycota, Glomeromycetes, Diversisporales, Diversisporaceae. The record is from the annotation of a GenBank genome assembly.
AUGGACCCUGACGAUAAGGUUUUAGAAAUGAAAGAUUAUCCUUGUCACAUUCAUUCUUUUCAUAUUAAAGGCACCAAAAGAACUCGUCAAUCACUUUUUGAAUCAGUUAUCAAUCCAGCACUUGGAGCUAAAACUUUUUCAAAAAUUCUUAAUGAAAUUAAUAUCGCAGCCGAUAAAUUACAAAGGCUUGAUAUUUUUCAGUAUCCAAUUUAUAUAGAAUUCGAUUGUAGUAAAGAUCCUUUGGCUCAACCAGAUGCAAUUGAUGUGAUAUUAUCAGUGGAAGAGAAAAGUCGAUUUUGGAUAAAGACUGGAACUGAGAUUGGAAAUGAUUCUGGUAGUGCGAAUAUUUCUCUAAAUAUUCGUAAUGUAUUUGGUGGUGCCGAAACAUUGGAGGCAUUUAUGUCUGCCAGUACUCAAACUUCUCAUGUAUUUGAGUUUUGUUUAGCAAAACCAAUUAAUGGAAAUCCAGAUUCCAAGAUUGAUAUUACUGCUUUUAGUUUAACUAGAAACAAUCAAAAUUUUAGUUCUCAUGAUGAAAUCUUACGUGGUGUUGCAUUAAGAUGGAGAGGACUUUCUCGACUUGGUUUUCAUGAACUUAGUUAUGGUUCAACUUGGAGACAAGUUUGUAAUAUUGCUCAACAAGCUACAUUAAGUAUAAGAGAAUCAGCAGGUCAUUCCUUAAAAUCAUCUUUGACACAUAAUUUUAUACGAGAUAGAAGAGAUGAUAUUAUGUUACCAUCUCGUGGAUAUUAUUUGAGACUCUUUCAGGAAAUUGCUGGAUUGGGAGGAGAUGUUUGUUUCCUUAAAACAGAAACGGAAAGUCAAUUAAAUUUCCCACUUGGAAAAGGAUUUAUUUUAAGUACAUCUUUAAGGAAUGGAUUAUUAUUUCAAACAGAUGGUCAAAAAUCAAAAAUUAGUGAUCGAUUUUUUCUUGGUGGAGCUCAAUCUAUAAGAGGAUUUAAAUUAAACGGGAUUGGUCCUCGAGAAGAUAAAAAGGAUUCACUGGGAGGUGAUAUUUAUGUUGCAGGUGGGUUAAGUCUUUUCACACCUUUGCCCAAAUUACAUCAACAUCCAGUCAAAGGACAUUUAUUUUUAAAUGGAGGAAGCUUGUUACAAUUUAAUCCAUCUCAACCACUUCUCAAAAGUAUCAAGGGUCUUAGUAAAGCACCCAGUGUAUCCGCAGGUAUAGGAAUUGUUUAUCGAAGCAGUAUUUUACGAUUAGAAGUGAAUUUCUGUUUACCAUUAUUAGCAACAACUACUGAUAAAUUACAAAAAGGAUUACAAUUAGGAUUAGGAUUUAAUUUUUGGUAA